AUGGUUCAAGCAGUACGACGUUCCAUUGUCAAAGAUAUUAAUGAAUCUGACGUGAAAUGGUUUGCUCUAAUGGAAGAUGGGACGAGAGAUAAAAAUAAGCGCGAAAAUAUUGCAUUAGCAAUACGUUACGUCAAGGAUGGUGUCGUCAAUGAUUCGUUGCUGAUGGUUAAGGCUACUGAAAACCUUGAUGCAGCCACUUUCACGGAAUUAACGUUAAAUACCCUUACGAAAAAUAACAUUGACCCCUCUUGUAUGCUUAGCCAAUGCUAUGAUGGCGCAAGUGUAAUGAGUGGGAAAGUCUCAGGAGUUGCGACUAGAAUAGAAAAUUAA
Messenger RNA from Parnassius mnemosyne (clouded apollo), 330 nucleotides. The record is from the annotation of a GenBank genome assembly. NCBI's taxonomy places the organism in Eukaryota, Metazoa, Arthropoda, Insecta, Lepidoptera, Papilionidae.